Molecule: messenger RNA, 3262 nt
Organism: Sinocyclocheilus grahami
Lineage: Eukaryota; Metazoa; Chordata; Actinopteri; Cypriniformes; Cyprinidae
Product: serine/threonine-protein kinase ATR-like
Exons: 18
Biological process (GO): telomere maintenance; DNA damage checkpoint signaling; DNA repair
Cellular component (GO): chromosome; nucleus
Molecular function (GO): protein serine/threonine kinase activity
Source: RefSeq, a predicted model, not a curated record
UUUAUUAGGUCUGCUCGGCCUAAACCAUUUUUUUUGUUGUUGUAUAUAGUAAACGCUCAUUUACAAAGUAAAGAUGGAGCGAGGACUAGAGAUGUCAGCAAUGAUUCCUGCAUUGCAAGAACUAGCCAGUGCUAGUUCGGUUGAGUACAAGCAGGCUGUGCAGAAACCUCGUCAGAUACUGUGUCAGUUCAUUGACAGGAUACUGACAGAUGUUGACGUCGUUGCUCUGGAGUUAUGUAAGAAGACCAGUUCUGAGCCAGCGUGUGUGAUGCUGCUGGACUUUGUGCAGCACAUUAUUAAAUCCUCUUCUUUAAUGUUCGUAAACCCAGCGUGUCUUUCAGAUCACUUCAAAAACUCGGAGAACAGCUGCUCUGAUUUCAGUAAAUGGAUCAUCAACCGCUUCUUGCGAAUUGCUGCUUGCCCAGAAUGUGAAGAUCUUCACAUAAAGAUUUCAUCAGUCAUCUGCUCCUUGCUUCAUCUUUUCAGAGCCAAGGGCUCAGUCCUUUUUGGCCUUUUUUCCACAGAGCUAAUAUGUUUAAUGCAAGAUCUAGUGCAUAUGAAUCUCAUGGUCAGACCAUCACCACAGUGGCCAGUGGUGGUGGAACGUUUCUCCGUCAGGUCUGGGGAUUCUGCCGUUUACCUGACCCCCACCAUCCUUAAUCUGUCCUCAUAUGCCUCAGCUCAGGCGUUGUUAGUAACUUCAUUAACAGUGCUGACAGAUAUUUUGCAAGGCCUUUUCUUCCCAAGGGAAGUGGCCAUCAUAUGGGACUGUACUUGCCUUAUGCUGUCUCAUGGGAGCCCAAAACUCAAGGCAGCAUCCAUGGUUCUUUUAACUCGCAUUGUGACUCUGGGAGGUUUCCCUGAAGACCAUUCACAGCCAUUUUUCUCUGCUUAUUUGCAUCUCCUGGACUCCUUGCCUACUUUUGAGGAGUCAGAGCUCAGUGUCUUUGGCAAGGAAUUCCAGAAGCUCUCCCAAUGUGUUUUCCAGCCCGAGGAAGGCACUCACUGCAGGUUUGAGAGAGUUCAUGUGAAUAUGCUGAUGGAAAGGCUUGAGAAACUGGUGGUUGGUGGGGCACUAGAGCAGUUGAAGAUAAUGGAGGUGAAAGCAACACUUUGUGAAGUCUUCUGCUUUGUCCUUGAGUUUGUUCCUCUCGGAUAUGAGUGUGCGGUGCAGAUCCGGAAGGAGAGAGUCGCAGCCAUUUGCAAAUCUCUGAUUAAGACCAUUGGAACACAGGGCCUGCAGGAGCAAAGCGUGGAAGGCUACCUGUACGCUGCCCUCAUGACAGAAGCUAUUGCUGCAGUGCAGGAUAUGCAGGCUGGUGUUUCUGACCCUGCUGAUCCUAGUAUGUAUGAAGAGGAGAUUCCAGCCAAACGCCCAAACCUCUCUCUUCCAACCCAGCUAAGGAGUGGGGAAAAAACUCAGCCAAUGCAGGUGGACAUGAAGCGCAGAAGUGAGGUGUGGGCAGCUGUAGAGAGCCGACUGGAUGAGUUACUGACCCAGAUGAGGGACCACACAGUGAGCACCGUGCAGGGACUGGCGCUCAUCUUCCAUCUGGCUGCACUUUGCUCAAAGCACUGUCUAAGUGGAUCACAGAGUGGCAGAGGAGAGAUGACAUCAGAGGCUUCAGAUGAGGCUCAGCUCAUUUGGUUAAAGCCUCGGGUUUUGGCUCAGGUAGUCGAGAGCUGCCACUCUGUGAUGGCAAACACCUCUAAUGAGGAAGAGCUGGAGCCUCUGGUGGAGGGUACCAUCAGGAUACUUGAUGCUGUCCUCUACCUUAACACUAAUAGUCAGGGUGACACAGGUUUUUACAGGAAUAUUUGUGCUCUGCUCUCAAUCCCAUGGGUGCUUGAGCAUUCUUCACAAGCGGUUUAUCAGAUGGCCUCUUUUCCUGCAAGUCUGAUUGCACUCUCCCAGAAACUUGCUCCUGUCUACUCUGCACAAACUCGAGCGCACUGUGUGUUUCUACUUGCCCUGCUGUCGAAGAGUGUGUGCGGUGACUGGCGGUCGUCGGUUUACCGCUGGGCCCUGCAAAGUAACAGUGAAUCUGAGCGGGCCAGUGCUGUCAGAGGCUUCCCCCUUCUGCUGCACAAUCUAGGAGUCAAAUCCUAUAGCCUCAUCCACGAGGUCCUUCUAACCACUGGAGAAAUUGGGAGAGCUGCUGAAGGGAACCUGGUGUCUUUUGCUCUGCUUCGUCUUCUGCACUGCUUGCUGUCCAAGUCUAAUCCUGUGUCGGUAGCAGCCUACACCGAGAUCCAGGCUUUGGCCUCCUGUAGACACCUUAAACUGCAGUCCUUCUUCAACCAGUACAGGAACCCAAUUUGCCAGUUCUUGGUGGAGUCUUUGCAUUCACGUCAUGUGACGGCUCUGCGCUGCACGCCAGAUCAGAGCAGCGAGGCUCUGCAGGAGGAGGCGGCCCAUCAGAGAGAGCUGGCACUGGACAUCCUGUCUCAUGUGGCACAUGUCUUUGAUUUCCCUGACCUUAAUCGUUUUCUCAAUGUAAGUCCAACAUCUCGAUAUCAGAUUCAGCAAGAUCAGCCUCUGAUGUACAAGGACGACUUCCCAGAGCUCUGCUGCAGGACAUGGGACUGUUUUGUGCGCUGUCUUGACCCGUCUUAUCUGGGUCCGCUUCUGAGUCAUGUAAUCGUUGCUCUAUUACCUCUCAUCUCCAUCCAACCUAAAGAGACUGCAGUGAUCAUGCAGUACCUCAUAGUGGAGAACAGGGAGGAAGUGCAAGACUUUCUUCAUGAAAUCUACUUCCUUCCUGACCACCCAGAACUGAAAACCAUUCACAAGAUCCUUCAAGAUUACCGUAAGCAAACCUCAAAGAGCACUGACAUGCAGGCAGUGCUGCAGCUCUCCAUGCGGGCCAUCCAGCAUGAGAAUGUGGACGUACGCAUCCAUGCGCUCACCAGCUUGAAGGAGAUGAUGUAUAAAAAACAGGAUGCUCUGUUAAAGCAUGUCUUGGACAGUGAGAUGGUAGAGCCAGUGAUCUCUCAGUUAGUGACGGUGUUGCUCCGGGGCUGCCAGGACGUCAAUCCUGAAGCCAGGCUUUUGUGUGGGGAAUGCCUGGGGGAGCUGGGAGCCAUUGAUCCCGGUCGACUUGAUUUGUCACCUGCUGACACUCAGGGAACUGGCUCGACAUUUGUGAGUGGGAUUGAUGAUCCAAACUUUGCCUAUGAACUACUGACAGAGCUGACCAGAGCCUUUCUAGCCUACGCAGAUGAUGUGAGAGCUCAAGAUGCUGCGGCGUACGCCAUGCAG